This is a messenger RNA of Zea mays, 4095 nucleotides long. RefSeq names its product calcium-transporting ATPase 2, plasma membrane-type. Gene Ontology annotation, biological process: calcium ion transmembrane transport. The transcript is spliced from 5 exons. Gene Ontology annotation, molecular function: ATP binding; P-type calcium transporter activity; ATP hydrolysis activity. Lineage: Eukaryota; Viridiplantae; Streptophyta; Magnoliopsida; Poales; Poaceae. The record is from RefSeq and is a predicted model, not a curated record. Bases 706 to 3774 code for a protein of 1022 amino acids. Gene Ontology annotation, cellular component: intracellular membrane-bounded organelle; plasma membrane.
GCCUGCACAGCGUGUCCCGGAGGGUGAGCUUCAGGUCCCCCGACGAGUCCGACGUGUUCAUCAUCCCGGCGAGAGGCCACUCCGACGACGACGAUGAGUGGAGCAGUGACGGUGAGCCAAGCAGGACGUGACGUGAACAAACCAAGAAGAGAGAGAGUUCAUGCCAGUGGCAGGUUCUGCAAUAUGAUGAGUGGAGGACCGGACGUGAGUACGUGACACGUCCUGCAGGAUUGUUAGCUGUUUUUCUUGGCAAGAAAACAUGCACAUGUUCAUGUUGCAUUCUUGUUUGUGCGUGUGUUCUUUUUGCCGUGACAUGUAGAGACACCCGUAGACUGCAUCUGCAUCGAUCUCCGGCGUUUCAGGGGUUUAGUUUUGAGUAGUGGCAGCCCACAAAUUCCGGCAGAUCUCCGAGAGUGGAGGAGGAGGUGGCGGUCGCUCCGUCGACGGGCUUCCCUCCAUCACUCUCCUGCUGCCCGUCUUGUGCGGAUCCUGAACAAGCCACCACGCCUCGUCUUGUGCUCUUCUCCUCUCGAUCGCGCAUGUCCUGUCCUGACCUGACCGGCCCAUCGCCAUCGCCAUAGCAUCGGGGGUCGAGCAGCUCGGCGAAAUGACGCAGCUGGGCUGAGGAGAGCGGUCGAUCGAGAGAUCAUCCAUCGGGGUCAGGGACUCAGGGUGUGAGCGAGGGUGUAGGUAGGGUGGGUAAAGAUGGACAAGAUGGAGAGCUACCUGAACGAGAACUUCGGGGGCGUCAAGGCGAAGCACUCGUCGGACGAGGCGCUGGGGCGAUGGCGGAGCGUCGUCGGCGUCGUCAAGAACCCCACCAGGCGGUUCCGCUUCACCGCCAACCUGGGCAAGCGCUCCGAGGCCGCCGCCAUGAAGCGAUCCAACCAGGAGAAGCUGCGGGUCGCCGUGCUCGUCUCCAAGGCCGCGCUCCAGUUCAUCCACGGCCUGCCGCCGCAGGGCGACUACGCCGUGCCCGCCGACGUCAAGGCGGCCGGCUUCGGCAUCUGCGCCGAGGAGCUGAGCUUCAUCGUGGAGAGCCACGACGUGAAGAAGCUCAAGUCCCACGGCGGCGUGGACGGCCUCCUGUCCAGGCUGUCCACCUCGGCGUCCGACGGCCUCGACGGUAGCAAGCUGAUGGCGGCCCGGCAGGAGCUCUUCGGCGUCAACCGCUUCGCCGAGGCGGAGCCCCGCAGCUUCUGGGUCUUCGUCUGGGAGGCGCUCCAGGACAUGACGCUCAUGAUCCUGGCCGCCUGCGCGCUCGUCUCCCUCGUCGUCGGCAUCGCCACCGAGGGGUGGCCCCACGGCGCGCACGACGGGCUCGGCAUCGUCGCCAGCAUCCUGCUCGUCGUCUUCGUCACCGCCACCAGCGACUACCGCCAGUCGCUGCAGUUCAAGGACCUCGACAAGGAGAAGAAGAAGAUCACAGUGCAGGUCACGCGGAGCGGGUACCGCCAGAAGCUCUCCAUCUACGACCUCCUCGCGGGCGACAUCGUGCACCUCGCCAUCGGCGACCAGGUGCCCGCCGACGGGCUCUUCGUGUCGGGCUUCUCCCUGCUCAUCAACGAGUCCAGCCUCACCGGAGAGAGCGAACCCGUCGCGGUGAGCGCCGAGAACCCGUUCCUGCUGUCGGGGACCAAGGUGCAGGACGGCGCGUGCAAGAUGCUGGUCACCACCGUCGGCAUGCGGACGCAGUGGGGCAAGCUCAUGGCCACGCUCAGCGAGGGCGGCGACGACGAGACGCCGCUGCAGGUCAAGCUCAACGGCGUGGCCACCAUCAUCGGCAAGAUCGGCCUCGCCUUCGCCGUGGUCACGUUCGCGGUGCUCACGCAGGGCCUGUUCUGGCGCAAGCUCGCCGACGGCUCCUACUUCAGCUGGACCGGCGACGACGCGCUGGAGCUGCUGGAGGUCUUCGCCAUCGCCGUCACGAUCGUCGUCGUGGCCGUCCCCGAGGGCCUGCCACUGGCCGUGACGCUCAGCCUGGCGUUCGCAAUGAAGAAGAUGAUGAACGACAAGGCGCUCGUGCGGCACCUCGCGGCCUGCGAGACCAUGGGCUCCGCCACCACCAUCUGCAGCGACAAGACCGGCACGCUGACCACCAACCACAUGACCGUCGUGAAGGCCUGCAUCUGCGGCAAGGUGAAGGACGUGAACAGCUCCGCGGAGACCAAGACGCUGCCCUCCGACCUGCCGGCGUCCGUCGUGGCGAUGCUCCUGCAGUCCAUCUUCAACAACACCGGCGGCGACGUCGUGCUGAACCAGGACAGCAGGCGCGAGAUCCUGGGCACGCCGACCGAGGCCGCCAUCCUGGAGUUCGGGCUCGCCCUUGGCGGCGACUUCGCGACGGUGCGCAAGGCGAGCACCCUGCUCAAGGUGGAGCCCUUCAACUCGGCAAAGAAGAGGAUGGGGGUGGUCAUCCAGCUCCCCGGCGGCGCGCUGCGGGCGCACUGCAAGGGCGCGUCGGAGAUCGUCCUGGCGUCCUGCGCCAGGUACCUGGACGAGCACGGCAACGUCGCCGCCCUCGACGGCGCCACCGCGGACCACCUGAGGGCCACCAUCGACAGCUUCGCCAACGAGGCGCUCCGGACGCUGUGCCUCGCCUACGUCGACGUCGGCGACGGGUUCUCCCCGAGCGACCAGAUCCCGACGGACGGGUACACGUGCAUCGGCGUCGUGGGGAUCAAGGAUCCCGUCCGUCCCGGCGUCAAGGAGUCGGUGGCGAUCUGCAGGUCCGCUGGCAUCACCGUCAGGAUGGUCACGGGCGACAACAUCAACACGGCCAAGGCGAUCGCGCGGGAGUGCGGCAUCCUGACUGAAGGCGGCGUAGCCAUCGAAGGCCCAGAUUUCAGAGUCAAGAGUGAGGAGGAACUGCAAGAUCUGAUACCCAAAAUACAGGUAAUGGCGAGAUCUUCGCCGCUCGACAAGCACACUUUGGUGAAGCACCUACGAACAACAUUUGAUGAAGUUGUUGCGGUCACCGGCGAUGGCACAAACGAUGCUCCUGCGCUACACGAAGCCGACAUUGGGCUUGCGAUGGGCAUUGCUGGCACUGAGGUGGCGAAAGAGAGCGCCGACGUGAUCAUUCUCGACGACAACUUCUCCACCAUAGUGACUGUCGCCAAAUGGGGCCGGUCGGUGUACAUCAACAUCCAGAAAUUUGUGCAGUUCCAGCUGACAGUCAACGUCGUUGCGCUCAUCGUCAACUUCUCUUCAGCUUGCCUGAUAGGGAGCGCGCCCCUGACUGCGGUGCAGCUGCUCUGGGUGAACAUGAUCAUGGACACGCUGGGAGCUCUGGCGUUGGCCACGGAGCCCCCCAACGACGAGCUCAUGAAGAGGACUCCCGUCGGAAGGAAAGGCAACUUCAUCAGCAACACCAUGUGGAGGAACAUCAUGGGGCAGGCCCUCUACCAGUUCCUCGUCAUCUGGUACCUGCAGUCUAGGGGGAAACGGCUCUUCUGGAUCGACGAGGGCGCCGCCGACGCCGACCUGGUCCUGAACACGGUCAUCUUCAACUGCUUCGUGUUCUGCCAGGUUUUCAACGAGGUGAACUCGAGGGAGAUGGAGAGGGUGAACGUGUUCCGAGGCAUCCUGGACAACAACGUGUUCGUCAUGGUCCUCGGCAGCACCGUCGUGUUCCAGUUCGUGAUCGUGCAGUGCCUCGGUAGCUUCGCCAACACGACCCCUCUCAGCCUCGCGCAGUGGGUCGCCUGCGUCGCCAUCGGGUUCGUAGGCAUGCCUAUCGCCGUGGCGGUGAAGAUGGUGCCGGUGGAGUAGGCCGGCCUUCAGUGGAGGCAGCCAGGCAGUUUUGGCCGUUGUUGCUUGCCCUCGUCAUACAGACAUCUUCCUCGCUUAUGAUCUAGACUUCUCUGGAGGUCGAGCCGCCAUGGCGAUCGGCUCGAUUCUGAAAAGUGUUGGGUAGAAUCUUGUAGCUUUGAAAGUUUCAGUUUCAGUUUUUUUUUUGUUCCCAGACGUUCUUCAUUUGGAAGUAGUAACUGUUGGCUUGAAAUGUUUAUUACAGAUGUACUGAUUUUUUUUAAGAACAGAACAGGUUUUAUUCAUUUGUUAUUCUACAAAGGGUUCCUGUGUCUUGAGAUA